AUGAAAUCGGAAGGAGAUAUCUUGAAAGAUCGAGUUAUUGACUUUGAAAACGAGAACUGUAAAUUUUUUUCAAUCGAUCUUACAGAACCUAAAAUGGAUCACGACCACCACGAUCACCACGAUCACCACGAUCAUAUGGAUUAUCAGCCAGUGAUGGUUGUUACUACUACAACUACGAUGAUGACCCAUGUUCAUCAUAUGAUAAAAGAACAAACAAAUACAAGCUCAGUUCAUAGUGGACAUGGUGGUUCUCAGAUUCACAAUAUGAUGAUGUCAAUGGCCUUCCAUGGUGGUUUUAAAGAGCAAAUUUUAUUUGAACAAUGGAAUACACAAACAAUGACUGCAUUUAUUGGAUCUUGGCUUCUCAUUUUUUUCGUUGCUAUACUCUAUGAAGGAUUAAAAACUGCUCGAGAUCAAUUAUCAAAACGUGACGGAUGUCAAUGUGGUCAAGAACGUGAAGGUCAACCAUCACUUUUACGACAUCAAGGUCAACAAUAUGAAAAUUCUAAUAAUAAUGAUUUAAUACCAAGAGUUCAAACAGAAAAAGUCCGUACUAAUAAACGAGCUCGUUUAUUGAGUCUUCGGCAUUUUAUUCAAACAAUUUUACAUAUUCUUCAAAUGGGUAUUAGCUAUUUAUUAAUGUUAAUAGCUAUGACAUUUAAUAUUUAUCUAUUUUUGGCUAUUAUACUCGGCGCUGGUGUAGGUCAUUUCUUAUUUGCUUGGCGUCGUACAUCUAUUAUUGAUUAUAAUGAACAUUGUCAUUGA
Rotaria sordida is the source of this 765-nucleotide messenger RNA. The record is from the annotation of a GenBank genome assembly. NCBI's taxonomy places the organism in Eukaryota, Metazoa, Rotifera, Eurotatoria, Philodinida, Philodinidae.